Messenger RNA from Rangifer tarandus platyrhynchus (Svalbard reindeer), 453 nucleotides. Lineage: Eukaryota; Metazoa; Chordata; Mammalia; Artiodactyla; Cervidae. The record is from the annotation of a GenBank genome assembly.
AUGAACGGCCUGCCGGGAGCCGCGGGGGAAUACGCGCUCCUGAACUGCCCCCACCCCCACUCGGGCCACGCGUCCCAUCCGGGCCCGUCCCGUCCUCCCCUCGGUCCCGCGUGGGACCUGGCCGAGGCACACCCCACGGACGAGAGCGGGAACUCGGGCGCUGGGCCCGCGCACUCUCCACGCCGGCGUCUCGGCUUUGAAGUGCGAGCGGCAGUUCUGGCAGUUUCUUCUUUCCUUUCAUUCCGGUUACUUUGCUCCCCUCAGUCACUCACAGGCCCGUCUCGAGAGCCUCAGACCCCCAAAGUCUCAGCUCGGCAACCCCUUCCUUCUAAGCUCCGCCCCGGCCGGCCCGCAGCCCGGCGCCGAGCCGGUGACCAGGGCCGGGGGACCACGAGGAAGCCCGAGAAGUCCCGGGUCCAAGUGAGACAGGAGCCCGACAACAAUGAGCAGUGA